This is a messenger RNA of Knipowitschia caucasica, 2457 nucleotides long. The record is from the annotation of a GenBank genome assembly. NCBI's taxonomy places the organism in Eukaryota, Metazoa, Chordata, Actinopteri, Gobiiformes, Gobiidae.
AUGUGGCACUAUAGAUGCUACGACACUAAGGAAGGAAGGGAGACGAGAACCAUGUGGCACUAUAGAUGCCACGACACUAAGGAAGGAAGAGAGACGAGAACCAUGUGGCACUAUAGAUGCCACGACACUAAGGAAGGAAGGGAGAGGAGAACCAUGUGGCACUAUAGAUGCUACGACACUAAGGAAGGAAGGGAGACGAGAACCAGUGGCACUAUAGAUGCCACCACACUAAGGAAGGAAGAGAGACGAGAACCAUGUGGCACUAUAGAUGCCACGACACUAAGGAAGGAAGAGAGACGAGAACCAUGUGGCACUAUAGAUGCCACGACACUAAGGAAGGAAGAGAGACGAGAACCAUGUGGCACUAUAGAUGCCACGACACUAAGGAAGGAAGAGAGACGAGAACCAUGUGGCACUAUAGAUGCCACCACACUAAGGAAGGAAGAGAGACGAGAACCAUGUGGCACUAUAGAUGCCACGACACUAAGGAAGGAAGAGAGACGAGAACCAUGUGGCACUAUAGAUGCCACCACACUAAGGAAGGAAGGGAGACGAGAACCAUGUGGCACUAUAGAUGCCACCACACUAAGGAAGGAAGAGAGACGAGAACCAUGUGGCACUAUAGAUGCUACGACACUAAGGAAGGAAGAGAGACGAGAACCAUGUGGCACUAUAGAUGCCACGACACUAAGGAAGGAAGGGAGACGAGAACCAUGUGGCACUAUAGAUGCCACCACACUAAGGAAGGAAGGGAGACGAGAACCAUGUGGCACUAUAGAUGCCACGACACUAAGGAAGGAAGGGAGACGAGAACCAUGUGGCACUAUAGAUGCCACGACACUAAGGAAGGAAGGGAGACGAGAACCAUGUGGCACUAUAGAUGCCACGACACUAAGGAAGGAAGAGAGACGAGAACCAUGUGGCACUAUAGAUGCCACCACACUAAGGAAGGAAGGGAGACGAGAACCAUGUGGCACUAUAGAUGCCACGACACUAAGGAAGGAAGAGAGACGAGAACCAUGUGGCACUAUAGAUGCUACGACACUAAGGAAGGAAGGGAGACGAGAACCAUGUGGCACUAUAGAUGCCACCACACUAAGGAAGGAAGGGAGACGAGAACCAUGUGGCACUAUAGAUGCUACGACACUAAGGAAGGAAGGGAGACGAGAACCAUGUGGCACUAUAGAUGCCACGACACUAAGGAACGAAGGGAGACGAGAACCAUGUGGCACUAUAGAUGCCACGACACUAAGGAAGGAAGGGAGACGAGAACCAUGUGGCACUAUAGAUGCCACGACACUAAGGAAGGAAGAGAGACAAGAACCAUGUGGCACUAUAGAUGCCACCACACUAAGGAAGGAAGAGAGACGAGAACCAUGUGGCACUAUAGAUGCCACGACACUAAGGAAGGAAGAGAGACGAGAACCAUGUGGCACUAUAGAUGCCACGACACUAAGGAAGGAAGGGAGACGAGAACCAUGUGGCACUAUAGAUGCCACGACACUAAGGAAGGAAGAGAGACGAGAACCAUGUGGCACUAUAGAUGCCACCACACUAAGGAAGGAAGGGAGACGAGAACCAUGUGGCACUAUAGAUGCCACGACACUAAGGAAGGAAGAGAGACGAGAACCAUGUGGCACUAUAGAUGCCACGACACUAAGGAAGGAAGGGAGACGAGAACCAUGUGGCACUAUAGAUGCCACCACACUAAGGAAGGAAGGGAGACGAGAACCAUGUGGCACUAUAGAUGCCACGACACUAAGGAAGGAAGAGAGACGAGAACCAUGUGGCACUAUAGAUGCCACGACACUAAGGAAGGAAGAGAGACGAGAACCAUGUGGCACUAUAGAUGCUACGACACUAAGGAAGGAAGAGAGACGAGAACCAUGUGGCACUAUAGAUGCCACGACACUAAGGAAGGAAGGGAGACGAGAACCAUGUGGCACUAUAGAUGCCACGACACUAAGGAAGGAAGAGAGACGAGAACCAUGUGGCACUAUAGAUGCCACCACACUAAGGAAGGAAGGGAGACGAGAACCAUGUGGCACUAUAGAUGCCACGACACUAAGGAAGGAAGAGAGACGAGAACCAUGUGGCACUAUAGAUGCUACGACACUAAGGAAGGAAGGGAGACGAGAACCAUGUGGCACUAUAGAUGCUACCACACUAAGGAAGGAAGGGAGACGAGAACCAUGUGGCACUAUAGAUGCCACGACACUAAGGAAGGAAGAGAGACGAGAACCAUGUGGCACUAUAGAUGCUACGACACUAAGGAAGGAAGAGAGACGAGAACCAUGUGGCACUAUAGAUGCCACCACACUAAGGAAGGAAGAGAGACGAGAACCAUGUGGCACUAUAGAUGCCACGACGCUAAGGAAGGAAGGGAGACGAGAACCAUGUGGCACUAUAGAUGCCACGACACUAAGGAAUCGAGACGAGAACCAUGUGGCACUAUAG